This is a messenger RNA of Amphimedon queenslandica, 523 nucleotides long. RefSeq names its product probable ATP-dependent RNA helicase DDX59. The record is from RefSeq and is a predicted model, not a curated record. Lineage: Eukaryota; Metazoa; Porifera; Demospongiae; Haplosclerida; Niphatidae. The transcript has 5 exons. The annotation marks the transcript as partial.
CUACAGUCCAUCAGUAAGCAUCUUCCAUCAAAGAAGCAAACUCUAUUCUUCUCUGCUACCAUUCCUCCAAAGAUAGAGAGACUAGCUACAGAAACUCUUCACAAUCCUCUAUUCAUUACUGUUGGAACGCCAAACAGUUCUAGUGUUAAUGUCAGACACACUGUCCUUUGGGUUGAAGAGGAGGCAAAGAAGAAACAUCUUUUUACUUUUCUUAAAGAUAAGGACACAUUCUGUCCCCCAGUCAUUAUAUUUGUUAACUCUCGUAAAGGCACUCUACUCUUAGCUGAGGCCAUUGAUAAAGCUUGUGAUGUGGCGGCCAUUGCCCUGCAUGGAGAGAUGGAGCAGGAGAGAAGGUCGGCCAUUUUGAGUGGAUUCCUGGCUGGGAAGUACGAGGCAGUCGUUGCAACCGGAGUACUAGCCAGAGGACUUGACCUUCACAAUGUGAAACAGGUAUUUAUAUUUGAUGCUCCGUCAACGAUUGAUGAGUUUAUACAUCAGGUUAGCCCUUACACACCAUCACUUU